AAAAGCAAGGGUACUUUUGUGUCUGAGAUACAUAACACAAUUACACAACAAAGCUCAAAGGACAGCAUCGUCGUCAAAACUCAGCUCAGAUCGACAGAAGAUCGAGAAACAACAUCAGGUCCAAUGCAAAAAGAGAUGGUUUUGCACUCGCUAACAAGUGUGCUAGAUCAGCACUUGCCUCGCCCUCGACAAUGGCAGCUGCACCCACUCCCAGCAGCAGCAACCACCCCCCUCCCGCUGCUGUUCGCCAUCCUGCUCCUCCUCAUCUCCAUCUUCCUCGUAGCAACAACAACAACUCGCAGGCGCAGGCAGAACACCACCACCAGCAGCAGCACGUACCACCUCCACCUGGCGCCGCCCGCGCCGCCGGGGCUGCCCAUCCUCGGCAACCUGCACCAGAUGGGCGCGCUGCCGCACCGGAGCCUCCGGGAGCUGGCGCGCCGGCACGGGCCGGUCAUGUUGCUGCGGCUGGGGACGGUGCCCGCCGUGGUGGUGUCGUCGGCCGCCGCGGCGCGGGACGUGCUCAAGACGCACGACGCCGACUGCUGCAGCCGCCCGGACACGCCGGGGCCCCGGCGGCUGUCGUACGACCACAACGACGUGGCCUUCAGCCCCUACAGCGAACAAUGGCGAGAGCGGCGCAGGCUCCUCGUCGUCGAGUUCCUCAGCAAGCGCCGCAUCCAGGCCACUUGGUACGCCAGGGAGGCCGAGAUGGAGAAACUCAUCAGCAAACUAAGCAGCGUGGGACGUAGAGCUGUGUUCCUGGAGGACCACAUCUUCGGGUACAUGGACGGCAUCGUGGGCACGGUGGCGUUCGGCAACAUCUACGGGACGGAGCACUUCGCGUACAAGGACCACUUCCACCACGUGAUCGACGAGGCCAUGGUGGUGCGGUCCAGCUUCUCCGCCGAGGACUACUUCCCCAACGCCGUCGGCCGCCUCCUGGACCGCCUCACCGGCGUCGCCUCCCUCCGCGAGAGGGUGUUCAGGGAGUUCGACGCCUUCUUCGAGAUGAUGCUCGACCAGCACCUCGACCCCGCCCGCGUCAAACCCGACAAUGGCGGCGGCGGCCUCAUCGACGUCCUCGUCGGCCUCAUGAAGGAGCACCAUGGCUCUCUCAGAUUCAGCAGAGACGUCGUCAAGGCACUACUAACCAACACAUUUAUCGGUGCCGUCGACACGGGCGCGGUGACCAUCAUCUGGGCAAUGGCAGAGAUGGUCCGGAAGCCGGAGGUGUUGAAGAAGGCGCAAGAGGAGGUCAGGGCCAUGGCGGGCAGCAAAGGACGAGUGCAGCAAGACGACGUGGCGAAGCUCAGGUACCUGAGGGCGGUGGUCAUGGAGACGCUGCGGCUGCACCCGGCGCUGCCCCUCCUGGUGCCGAGGGAGACCAUGCGGCGGAUCACGGUGUCCGGGUACGACGUGCCGGCGAGGACGAGGGUGUUCGUGAACGCGUGGGCGAUCGGGAGGGACCCGGCGAGCUGGGACGACCCCGAGGAGUUCGUCCCGGAGAGGUUCGCCGGCGACGAGGCCGCCGCCGCUGCCAGCUUCUUCAACCGGGCGCGGUUCGAGUUCCUGCCGUUCGGCGGCGGGCGCAGGAUGUGCCCCGGGAUAGACAUGGGGGUGGUGACCACGGAGUUCACGCUCGCCAACCUGCUCUACUGCUUCGACUGGGAGCUCCCGGAGGGACAGAGGAGGGAGGACAUGUGCAUGGAAGAAGCCGGAGGACUCACCGUCCAUAAGAAGACGCCCCUCUUGCUUGUGCCAACCAGAUACACAAUCGUAGAAGCGUCGUAGCAUGAGAAUUAAAGAAGACACACGACAAUCUGCAAGUGACUACUAUAUGUAUGAAUAAAGAUCUAUGGGUUGUUGGAUUGAACAAAUUAGAGUAGUUUUGAUAUCGUUGUAGAUGCUCUAAUUAUUUAUAAAGGCUCCUAAAAAUAUCUACCUCUA
Molecule: messenger RNA, 1950 nt
Organism: Sorghum bicolor (sorghum)
Lineage: Eukaryota; Viridiplantae; Streptophyta; Magnoliopsida; Poales; Poaceae
Product: 4-hydroxyphenylacetaldehyde oxime monooxygenase-like
Exons: 3
Coding region: 124-1794 (556 amino acids)
Molecular function (GO): iron ion binding; oxidoreductase activity, acting on paired donors, with incorporation or reduction of molecular oxygen; heme binding
Source: RefSeq, a predicted model, not a curated record